This is a messenger RNA of Vespula pensylvanica (western yellowjacket), 2268 nucleotides long. It is a transcript of the gene CDC50, whose product is annotated as cell cycle control protein 50A. Lineage: Eukaryota; Metazoa; Arthropoda; Insecta; Hymenoptera; Vespidae. The record is from RefSeq and is a predicted model, not a curated record. Gene Ontology annotation, cellular component: plasma membrane; Golgi apparatus; endoplasmic reticulum. The transcript is spliced from 6 exons. The coding region runs from base 271 to 1326 and encodes 351 amino acids.
GAGAUAAAUUACUAAGAUUUUGUUUAUCAUCCAAGAUAAAGUACAUUCAUUUUUAUCGGAAAUAUUGGUGAACUAUCGAAAUUAUUUUAUAUAGGGUUUACAUAGUAAUAUUCUUCGAAAGAAACUCUGAACUUCGUGAUUGUUUAGUUUACAAAUGAUGAUAAUUAAGUGUGCAGAUUUGUCAAACUAAUAUUACAUAUAAUUAUUUGAAGAAAGAAGACGAAGAUAUCGAAAUAUAGAACUUUAUCGUUUUACGUUUAUUGAGGCAUUAUGACACCGAUGAGUGAUAGUAGUUCAUUACCUAAAACAAAAAAGCCAUCAGAUAGCGCAUUCAAACAGCAACGUUUACCUGCUUGGCAACCUAUUCUUACUGCUGGAACUGUGUUACCAACAUUUUUUGUAAUAGGAGUUGCAUUUAUACCAGUUGGAAUUGGAUUAUUAUACUUUUCUGAUAAAGUUAAAGAACAAACAAUAGAUUAUACCUAUUGUAAUUCUAACACUACUAGUGGUAAAAGAUGUAUGGAUAUAAUUGCACAAAAUCGAACAGAGCCUUGUUAUUGUAAAAUAAAUUUUACAUUACCUACGGACUUUGAUGGAGAAGUUUAUAUGUAUUAUGGCUUAACAAACUUUUAUCAGAACCAUCGUCGAUAUGUAAAAUCUAGAGAUGAUAAUCAAUUAUUAGGAAUAUUAUCGGAUGAAGUAUCUGGUGAUUGUAAACCAUUUGCGUAUGAAGUUAAUGACAGUAAUAUCACAAAAGCAAUAGUCCCAUGUGGAGCUAUAGCCAAUUCUCUCUUUAGUGAUGAAUUAACAUUAUAUUCGAACAGAAAUGGACGAGAUGUACCAUUAUUGAAAACUGGCAUAGCAUGGCCUUCAGAUAAAAAUAUUAAAUUUAAAAAUCCAGAAGGUGAUUUAAGAGUAGUAUUUUCUCCAGAAAGAUUUGCUAAACCAAAAAAUUGGGAAAAACAUAUCUAUGAUUUAGACCCAUAUAAUGCAAGUAAUAAUGGAUUUCAAAAUGAAGAUCUCAUUGUAUGGAUGAGAACUGCUGCUUUACCAACAUUUAGAAAAUUAUACCGUAGGGUUGAUCAUUCUGUAAAAGGUUUUACUGAAGGCUUACUUGCAGGAAAUUAUACACUUAAUGUUAAAUAUUCAUAUUCAGUGUCUUCUUUUGAUGGUACCAAAAGAAUGAUUCUAAGUACAACAUCACUUUUGGGUGGAAAAAAUCCAUUUCUUGGUAUUGCAUACAUAGUGGUUGGAUGUAUUUGCUUAGUACUUGGAAUAGCUUUAUCAAUCAUACAUAUAAAAUAUUCCAAGAGCAAACUAAUGUAAAGAUGACAACAAGAAAAUAUGUUUAAGGCACCAUAAUUGUUCUUCGUAACUGAGAUGAUUGAUGUGAAUCCAACUACAGAAAAUCAUUAAGAAUAACUGGAUUUAAAAAAAAAUAUUUAUUGAAUUGUGUUGGGCUAACUACCUCUAUAAUAAGAUAUGAACAUAUAAUUUUGUCAUAUUUGAUCCUGCAGUAAAAAGAAGCAUUACAGUUUUGAAAUAGUAGAAAAAAUUGAUUUUUGUAAAAGUUAAGAUAUAAAUUACUUUAUAUUAGUAACAACGAAAAGGUGUAUUUAAUGAAAACACAUUUUUGUGUACAUCAAAUAUUAUCACUAAUAUUACGUGAAAUAGUUACUUUGUAUUAUAUGUUAUGAAUUUUAGAGAUUUAUAUAGAGAGUGUUUUAUACCAAAUGCUAUAUCAGAAUUAGUUUCUUCUUAGUAUUCUUAUUUAUUGAUGUAAUAUUUUAUUUUUAUGUUCUUCAUAUUUAAGUAAUACAUAUUUGUAUUAUUAUAUUGCGAGUAAAUAAUACUAAGAUAACUAUUUGAAAGAUGUUCUAUAUAUACAUACAUAUAUAUAUAUUCACACACACACACACACACACACACACACACACACACACACACACACACACACACACACACACACACACACACACACAACUCUAAGUCAAGUAACAGAUUUUAUCCAAAGAACAUAGAUUUUAGAAGUAAAUUUUUUUCCUCCUGAUUUAAGCUCUUAUCCUGAUCAAUAAUAAUCUUAAAAAUUUAUAAUGUGGCAAUAAUGCAAUAUUUCUAUACCUACAUAUUAUUUUCAUGAAUAAUUAGUAGCAUAAAUUAUUAUUCAUAAGCAUUUUCAACUUAUACAAUUUCCAAUAUUAAGAAAAAUAGUAUGUGCCUUAUCUAUAGAAGAAACUAUUAAAUUUAGCGUCUUAUUUAUGUCUUUGA